GCUAUUACAUCUGUGCAUGAGGGUGUUGCAAGUGCUGCAGCACCAGCAGAGGUCAUUCGGGACAGAGCCCCUCCCUUGCAGUCUGCUGCCACAAGUUGGAUGAGCACCCUCCUCUCUCCUCAAUUAUGUCUGUUUCUCACAUUCAUCAUCCCUCUCUCACUCCCACAUAUUCUGCUGCAAAGAAAUGGGUGGAGAUAUUAGGUGUGCAUGCGUGCUGACUCCCACAACGACACACAAUUACGCUGAUCCUUUCGCAACAUAUCUCAACUCAGAUGUUCAUUGCUGUGAAACCGCUUGCGGUAACAGAUUAAAAAAAAGAAUUUAUUAAAUGUGCCUUUAUAUCAUAAAGGGUUCUAUGCGCAUCGUGGAGUUCUGGGAGGUCCUUCUACUUCCCUGUUGUCCUAAAAAAACAUUACUCCAUCCUUAUUUCUUAAAAUGAGGGGCGGGGGGCAGCCACGGCAAUACACCAGCUGGCACAAGAGACCCCAGUGUCUAAUUGUCUUAUGAUGGAAAAAAGAUGUUUCAUACAAUGAAAGAGUUCUGGGUAAUGAUUGCAGGGAAUGCUGUUUCCAGUGGGAAUGCAUCCUUCAGGUCCAUCUGGUCUUUUCGGUUGAAUAUAAAUAAUGAAUCAUUAGUUCCAUUCUGCUGAUGCUUGCCACAACCUGAAGGUGAGAGGGAACUAGAAACAGGGUUUUCAAACACUAAGUCGCGCACACAGACAAAUUCACAGCUGUUCCCAAACAUAGUAUCAAACCUGUCGCCCCUUUAUUCUUUUUUUCUUCUUCUUGUAUCUAUUUGGUUAACAAGAAGCAUGUUGUUAUAGAUUGAGUGAGUUGUUAUGUUGCCUUUAGCCAUUGCCAAAUGGUACUACAGUAUUUUAUAACUUAUGUCAUGUUUAAUUAGCAAUGACCAUGAUGGUACUGUGUCAAGGUGCAGGCCACGUUAUCUAAAUAUGAAUUCAGAUUGAGGGGAUUUUUUAAAAUACAAAUUGUGGCGACCUGGCUUUAAUGUCUCUCUGUAGAUUUGGUUAAAACAUAUCAGAUAUAUUAUCUCAGUAGCUACCAAACAGUCAAUGCCAGUGUUUUUCUAUUGUUUUAUCAUUGUUUAUACAAUUUGGUUGGGGUUAACAAGAGAGAAUGGACAUGAAUUGCAAUGUGAUGUGAGCUUUGCAAGUGUACGAAAUCCAUUUCACACAAGUAAAAUGAAACAUACAUCAUUAGAAAAUCACUCACCUCUCCCCCAAUCCCAACCAAUUUAAUCGCACGCUGUGUGCCCUCUUCCCCAUCCUACCAAGACUGUAUUUUAAUAAAACUGUAAAUUUUGUGGCUGAGGAAGCAUUAAAAAUGCCAGCAAUUUGGGAUUUAAGAACUCCUGGCUAUCAAUCCAUGUAAAAGUGUGUCUAGCUCAUAGAGACCCUCAGCUAUGUCAUCUUGUGAAGGGUGGGGUAACUGCUGCAGUCCCUGUGGGGCUGGGUCCUCAUCUUAAUCCGUAUUUUGACACCUUCAUUGGAGAAAGAUGUGGGACAAUAGAAGGGCUUUUUCUUUAAUGGGUGGGUUAUUCCUGCUAUACCUGAAUACCUGCCCACUUUCAAGCAGGGGAAGAAAAAAAGCCAGGGACGACUGUGUGCAGGUAAACUUCACUACAUUAGUUAUUUUGACUUGACAUUCAUUUUGUCCACUUUCAUGAUUGCAUCAAUAGCAGUUUAUUCAUCUUCCGUAUGUGUGAGUUGUGUGAUUGCUUGACAGGUGUGGGCAGUAAUAGGUAGCCUCAGAGCAUAAUAAGCAACACAUGACAAAGGACCUCAAAGAGGGGCACUAAGGGUUCUACUGCCAUGAGCCCACAUGGUACUGUAAUAUUCUUUCAAACUAAAGUAACAAAACACACGGACAACCAUGCACACAAAUAGAGUAUCCUUAAAUAGACAAAGAGGCAUUGCCAGCAGCCAUUUAGACUGGUGCAUCCGAUAAAAAAUGAAAAUAAUGAUAAAUCGACCGGGUUAAGGUCGACACAGGAACUGCUGAGGUGCUGUUGCUGUUGCUGCUGCCUCAUUAGCUCUAAUUCCCUCAAGUAAUUGUUCUCGUUUCACUAGGACAAUUUUCCCUACCUUUCAUCAUUAAAGAAAACAUUAUACAGCUCGCAUUCUUUUCAUGAAUUGCCUUUCUAUCCUCGGGGCUCGAGCAAAUUGACUUGGUGGAAUUGUUAGUUGUGCCGGCACCAUGCUUCCCCUUUAAUGUGGAGCAGAGAGGACAGCAGUGUCGGGGAGCGCAAGGCGGUGGGGCGAGGCGCGCAUGUAGAUCUUUAGUAUGCGAUGCCCGGAUGCAGCCCUACGCAUAUCAACUAUGGUGAAUUACGGUUAAAUAUGAGAGACAUGGAAGGAGGCGGCAGCUCGGAGACAGUUGGUCGUGAUGAGGUGACACAUCCGUUUGACAGAUUAGUCAAAUCUUGGAGGAAGGACAGCUAUGAAGGAAUGGACUCACGAGCACACGGCGCCUUUUAAGAGGAGACAAACUGGAUAAGAUUACAUGCGCCUACAGAACCAGGACGGAUCUUCCUGUACCUGAACCGACGACCGCGUGGUGCCUUCAUCUCCUUGCGCCCCGACGUGGCCCCACCCUUUCUAAAACCUGCAGGUCCCAUCUGCCUCGAGCAUGACGGUUGCCACCAGCGACCCCGCGGAUGAGGCAGCUGCACAUCCGGGUCAGCCUCACGACCUGUAUGACCCAGAGCUGGAUCACGAAUGCUGCGAGAGGGUCGUCAUCAACAUUUCAGGCUUGCGCUUCGAGACACAGCUCAAAACCCUCUCCCAAUUUCCAGAGACGCUGCUGGGGGAUCCCAAGAAGAGGAUGAGGUAUUUUGACCCUCUCCGGAACGAAUACUUUUUUGAUCGUAAUCGACCAAGUUUUGAUGCCAUUCUGUACUACUACCAAUCAGGGGGGAGAUUGCGACGGCCUGUUAACGUGACCCUGGACAUUUUUUCUGAGGAGAUCCGGUUUUAUGAAUUGGGUGAGGAAGCUAUGGAAAUCUUCAGGGAGGAUGAAGGUUUCAUAAAGGAGGAGGAACGGCCUCUGCCGGAGAAUGAGUUUCAGAGACAAGUCUGGUUGCUUUUUGAGUAUCCGGAGAGCUCGGGUCCUGCACGCAUUAUUGCUAUCAUCUCUGUUAUGGUGAUUCUUAUCUCUAUUGUCAGCUUCUGCCUGGAGACAUUGCCAGUUUUCCGAAAUGAUGAUGAGGAGAUGUACAAUUAUCAAUUCCAGUCCAUGUCCAAUGCCACCUACAUCUAUGAUAACUCAGCUUAUUUCAAAGACCCUUUCUUCAUCGUGGAGACCCUGUGUAUCAUUUGGUUCUCUUUUGAGUUCCUCGUUAGGUUCUUUGCCUGUCCCAGUAAAGCUGGAUUUUUUGGCAACAUCAUGAACAUUAUUGAUAUCGUGGCAAUCAUCCCCUACUUCAUCACCCUGGGUACAGAGCUAGCAGAGAGGCCCGAAGACGGCCAGGCAGGACAGCAGGCUAUGUCUUUGGCUAUUCUGCGCGUCAUUCGUCUAGUGAGGGUGUUUCGCAUCUUUAAACUCUCCCGUCACUCCAAAGGGCUCCAGAUCUUGGGCCAGACUCUGAAGGCAAGUAUGCGUGAGCUAGGCCUCCUCAUAUUCUUCCUGUUCAUCGGCGUGAUCCUCUUCUCCAGCGCUGUCUACUUUGCAGAAGCAGACGAGCCGAAUUCCCAGUUCAGCAGCAUCCCUGAGGCCUUUUGGUGGGCAGUGGUUUCCAUGACCACAGUGGGCUAUGGAGACAUGGUCCCAACGACCAUUGGAGGGAAGAUUGUCGGAUCUCUCUGCGCAAUUGCUGGUGUGCUAACUAUUGCCCUGCCUGUACCUGUCAUUGUGUCAAACUUCAACUACUUCUACCACAGAGAGACAGAGGGUGAGGAACAGGCACAGUAUCUGAAUACCCCAAGUGUGCCUAAAGCCAGCUCAGCUGACGAUCUGAAGAAGAGUGGUCGGAGCGGCAGUGGGUCCACUCUCAGUAAAUCUGAAUACGUGGAGAUCCAGGAGGGUGCAAACCACAGCACUGAGGACUUCCGACCAGAUGGCAUGAAAACAGGAAACUGUACACCGGCCAACACUAACUAUGUAAACAUCACUAAGAUGCGAACAGAUGUGUAAUGCGAGUGACCAUACAUGGUUAACUCCAGCUGGGGUCUCCAAGGGGAGGAUUAUGGUGGGGUCCCAUGCAUUGAAAAACAUGGAGCUCCCAACAUAGGAGUCCAGAGCAGAUUAAUGGGUUAAUCUUGGGGAAAAGGUGAGUCAAGAGGACUUCUUGAUGUCACUCAUCUUGUGGACCAUCAGCGCAUAUCAUAGAGUUGCUGUCCCUCUUGUUUAGGACAUUGUCAGCGUCUGCAUGGAGUUAGUCUUACCUAUGUGGCAGUUGUCUCCCUGCUCGCAACUGUAGCCUAACAGUAGCCUAACCAGUAAUAACCAAUAGUAACAGUCUAAAGGGACCACUAGUUUAUUUUUUCUUGCUCAAACUGCCGUGGGGAGGAGGGGGCUUGGGGAGUUGCAGGAUAACAACAAUCUACAUCAAUGGGACAUUUAUUUUUAAACUUAUCUUAACUUAUUAACUUGUGAUUAAAACAGGCCAUUUUAUCAGGAUUAAUGAGCUUUAAUCUGCCACUCCAACUGCCAAGGACCUGAUUGAGAGAAAAACAAAGUCAACAACAAAGUAACUCUUCUCUUUGGGCAAAACUGAAUAGUGCUUUGGCCAUCUCCAGAUUUGAUCCAGUAGAACUAGUAAGCCCUGUUGAGAACAACAGAUAGAGGAUGUUCUGUGCUGUGUUACCAAACCUCAAUAGCACACCUUCUCUGCUUCUCAGCUCAAGUGGAUUUACAGUGAGAACACUCUUAUUGCCAAGACUUUGCCUUUUUUGUUAGCAGGUGGACAAAAGAAAUGUCUCAGUAAACAGAGUGAAUGUUUAUUUAUUGAUGUGGAUUUUUUUUGUAAUACGAUGAAUGUGUGCUUCUUAUCUACAUUUUUCUGUGAUACGUCAUGUAGAAGGAUAGUGAAUGUUUUCUCUGCGGCAUUCUUAAUGAGUGCCUAUUUUUCCAUCCUCAUAACUUGAAGUGUCUCCUUAGACCCCACCUUGGUCCACUGUAACUGAUGUACAGUGAGGAGAGUUCAGUUCAACACCACUGCCCAGCAAAACUGUUGACUUCAUAGCAUUCCACGUUGAAAUAUAUUGAAUAGAGGAUCAAAAUAUAAUUCAUUUCAACCAGGUUUACCAGGUUAAAGUUUUUUUGAUGUUUUUUUAUUAACACAGUUUAAAAUGAUUUUUAUAGUGCCCACAAACAAAGACAGAGCCGUAAUAAUUCAAGAUAAUUGUUGACAGCUAAAUGAAUAGAUCACCAAAGACCUCCUGGCGUUGUAGAUCACAACGGCAUUUCUGUGUGAUAAAAGUUUAAAUGAUUCCUUUUGCUAAUUUUGCCCAAAUAAUCUAGGACCGAGAUUGUAUCGUCCAUGGGCUUUUUAAUCAAACAGCUACUCUGCUAUUGUAGUGCCGCAUGCCCUUUGAAGUAUUCACUGAAGCAUGAAUUAGUAUUCAUAACAGUUGAAAAGCCAAAUGGCAUCAAUAUAUUACUAUAUCUCUACUGCAGCUAUGUGCGAAAACAGUAUGCUUUAGAAGUAUGUCAUGCUUCCCGUGAGUAUCUUCUUGCCAUUGUUAUCUGAAAUAUUGUUGAGUCCCAAUCCAUGUGAGUUGCUUACCUAGAGAGGGUUGUGUGUGCAUGGGAAGAUUUAACUGUCCUGAAUAUAAAGGAAGAAGGAACAACAGUUCAACUGAGGGCAAAAAGGAGAAAGUUUGAGAGGAGAUGAGAUUCCAAAUCCUCCCUCCGGGCUCAAGGUCGGGGAUGGCUAAGUAUUUCAACAUCUCAGAGGCUACCUACUGCUAACUUAAGCUUUAACGUCUUAAUAGUCAGUUGCAGUUGCAAACCAGUAACAGUGUCUUGUAUUGGAGGCGCAACAACAGCUACUGCUGUGUCUACUGCCAGCACAACGGAGUCACAGAUUCAAACGGUCCUUUGGGCUGACCUUCUGUCCUGCCAAGUACAUUAUAACACUCCAUGGGAUUGUCUGAGUGCAAUUAUCUCUAAUAUAGGCCCAUCCUGCUCAGUGUGUAGUGUUGUAUCUGUGUGUGUGUGUGUAUGUGUGUGUGUGUGUGUGUGUUCAUGUGUGUGUUCAUGUGUGUGCGAGUGAAGAACAUGAAAGAGACAAAGAGAUUGUGAGGAAUAGAGAGCUUUUAGACAUUAGCAGUUAUCUGAAACACUCGUCUGCUUUACUCCAGGUCCGGUGCUAAGUAUGUUCUACUCCUUAGCACACUGUUUACAGCCUGUGCAUAUCUUCGGCAGGUGCAUGUAGUACAAUAAAAAGACAAGGAUACUGCCCGGGAUGUCCUGUCACACUCACUGGAGAUGGGAUCUAUGAAAAUGAGAUAAGCUGCAGUAUCAGCCGAGUACUGGGGAUUGAAGGGGAGAGAGGAAAAUACGAUAAUGAAAGUAAACACUGCCCCCACCCUCUUUUGCUGUUUGAUUUGAUGUGUACGUGUGCUCUUCUAAACUGUUCUUGUGUAUUGGAUCACCUAUGUAACUAUGUGGCGUAAAAGCUUGGCCUGGACAUGUGUCAUUUCCACUCUUGUGAAAAGGCAGAAAACGUCUUGAAGAAAGCAACAGCACGGCAAGUCAGCAUCGUCUGAACAUGGGAAAACACACCUUUGCAGCAUUUUUGCUGUAAUGCACAUACAAAAUGAGGACAAGCAAACACACAAGCCGGACAGUUGGACACAUACAGCAGGUAUGCACACCGGCUGUGAUGGUCACGCCAGUAUCACGACAGAAACCAAAAUCGACCUUGAAGGCAACAAAGUGAUCGGCCUCAAACCCACUACUGAUGGUUAUCACACGUAACCAUGGAGACAAUGUGCUAAAGAGUUAGAGCUGCUUUCAAUGAUGUCUUGAAAUGUCUCAAGCUUCAACUUUAAAAUGAGCUUGUAGAGAUUCCUGUGUAGCAGGGGGUCAACGUGUAUGCUUGCUGAAUUAAUCCAGUUUUACAUAAGAAAAUAGUCUCUUGGGUUUGAAGUGCUCCAAGGACAAAGGACGGAAGUAUUUUAAGAAAUCGCAAAGUAAAUAUGAUUUCUAUGAGAACUUUAACUUAUUUGUGUCAUCAGACACCGUGUACACCGUGUACCUGUUUUUGUUUUUUCUUCUACAUGUUUUUCUAUUUGACUGUUAUUGAUGGCUCACUCGGUGCAGGGGGGCUUUGACCCAAACACACACGCAGGCCUCAGUCGAAUAGAUUCUGUCUGUCCGCCUUAAAACACCCCAAAACAACCACUUCUUCUACUUCUACUUCUACUUUAUGUCCUCCGGCUUUAUCAACCACCACAUGUGUGUAUAACAUUUAGAUAACCCUCAGCUGUGUUUUUUCUGAAAAAAUACUAAACUAUGAAGCAAACUGUCCAUUAUUACAUUAAGGAAACCUGGAUCUGAACAUGUCCUUCAUAAGGAACUUCAGUGAAUAUAAAUUGAUUUACAAAACAUUUUGACAACUACUUCCAUAGUUUAAUAUUAUUGUAAAUCAUAAUCAUACUAUGGAUAAUAUAUCACUGAAAUGUCUUUAUUCUAGCCUCAACCUACUGUUUUUUCUUGUGAAGGUCCUUUUGUCAAGAUUUAGGAAAAAAACAUUACUACAUUAACAGUGGAUUCAAAUCAGCUUUUCUCAUGAGGGUAUCUAUUAUGUCCUUCACAAUAAUAAUAUUCUUUGUGUGCCUGAUAUCCACAUAAUUAAGCAGAAAAUGAUUGAGCCUCCAACUCCAAAUCAGUGACUGUUCAUGUUUUAUGAAAUUCACCAUGGGAGGUCAAACGCAGACAUUUGCUUCCCACUGAGUCUCUACACAAAAAGACACAAGGAGUGUCUCAUUGGAUUUAAAAAAACGAACAAAAAAAAGGUCACGAGAAAGAAGAGUUACCAUUAAAAUGUAUGAAUGCAUCACUUCAGCGGCUGCUCUUGUGUCCAUUAAAGAUGGCAUAUUUGAAUUGACUAUGGGCCCUUACCUCAUUGCUUUUUAUGUCCUGCUCGUCUCCUUAAGUGAAUCGUGUGCCUGUGUCACCUUCUGUUUAUUAAACCAGCAAUGGGCAAAGUGAGGAAGAGAGAGCGGAACAAAACGCUCUUGACUCCUGGUUCAAAGUAGAGUGGGAGAAGUACAAACAGACUCUGUAUCAUCACCAUUUCAUAACAUUUACACUAACCCAGGAGCGGGAAAUGUUUUGCCUCACCUCUCAUUGUCUUAUCGUUGCACUCUUAUCCCCGCUGCGUCAGUUUGAUCUCUCUUACCCUCUCUAUUAUUUGACCCUCUCAUGUUUCCUUUCCCACACACAUGCCUCUCCAUCCCUCCCUCUCCACCAGCACUAAGCACCACACUAAUGCACAGUGUGAGAUGUGACUCUCCCCUCAGACCUAUUAGGAGUAUAAUGCACCCUCUGGUCCACCUUGGUUGGCUGGUUUCCGGUGUGGAAGCUAAGGCCAGCCGCCUGGCAUCCUUCCAGAUAGCUAAUGGGUAUUGAUCCACGCUUGCUGUUUGAUUAUCAAUGUAUUAAACAGAAGCUUGGCUCAAGUUCUCCUUAAGUCGGCCAGACAGAAACUAUUGCUGCAUCCUGAAUCAAAAACACACACGUGGGUUAUCUCAUCACGAGUUGAGGUUGUUCUCUGUUUUUGUCCUGACUUUUAUUUGAAGAUUUGAAGUAACUAGGAAAGAAUGAUUAAACGGAUGGAGUACCAA
Messenger RNA from Pungitius pungitius (ninespine stickleback), 8812 nucleotides. It is a transcript of the gene kcna2b, whose product is annotated as potassium voltage-gated channel, shaker-related subfamily, member 2b. Lineage: Eukaryota; Metazoa; Chordata; Actinopteri; Perciformes; Gasterosteidae. The record is from RefSeq and is a predicted model, not a curated record. Bases 2649 to 4151 code for a protein of 500 amino acids. Gene Ontology annotation, molecular function: delayed rectifier potassium channel activity; protein binding. Gene Ontology annotation, biological process: potassium ion transmembrane transport; protein homooligomerization. Gene Ontology annotation, cellular component: voltage-gated potassium channel complex; axon terminus; juxtaparanode region of axon. The transcript is spliced from 2 exons.